ACUCAGAUAAAUCGGUUGUUGUCAUCUGUCGAUACAUAAUCCAGUUGUGAAUUCACGAUAUUCAAUUACAAAAAAUGUUCCUCAAGUCCUACAUAUUUCUCUUUUUAAUUUCAUGUUUAUUUGUAUUAACGAAAAGUAGAACAGUAGAUAAAGACGACGAAGAUUUUGACGAACGUGUUGUAUUUCCUGAUGAAUUUAAAGAAGUAACAACUGCUGGAACAACGUCUACUACUGUCAUUACAUCAACUGCGUCGGAUUCAAGUACAAAAGCUCCUGCUAAUUCAGUAGAAAUUGUGGAGAGGCAUUUUGUUAGAACAAGAAAGAAUUGCAAGGUUGGUGAAAUACUCGAUCGCAAGGGAAAAUGCAGAAGAACCUUAUAAACUACACUAUGAUAACAUUAUAUUUUUGCAUUCCAUUUUUCUUAAAAACGGAGUGUAAAUUAACGAGAAUUAGAGGAAAGAGGCAACUUGAUCCGUACAUUCAAUACUCAAAUUUUGCAUCCCAAUUUCCCACUAUAUAUCCAAGUUUCAAUAGCAAUCCUUGCAUUAAUCUUGAAGUGAACGAUCGCCCUUGCCUUGGACAUUAUUUUAGCCCUCAAUAUUAUCCACAACAAACGCCUGCGAAUAUUAUAGGCAGUAUGGAUAAUUCCCCCAUUUGGCCAAAUUGGCCCUUGCUGUUUCCACAAUUCUUACCACAAGAACAACAGCAUUCAGGUUAUCAACUUUUUUGGCCUUACAAUUAUCAGCAGUCGAUUCCAUCACUACCACCUGCUCAACCGAUAAACAAUGAACCACAAACUACCCUACCUGACCAAACAACCAAUAAAUCGAAAAAAAGUUUGGGAUCAACUCCUGGAGUUAUCAAUCCUGAAACAUCCAGUGAUUCGCACCAGUUCGACUAUGUUCAAAAUGAACCGAUUAGACAAAAUUAUCAAGUUGUAAAAACUUCUUCUUCUCUGACAAUUCCAAAAACUCUUAAUAUUGUGAGAAGCUAUACCGACAGCCACGAAGUUCCAGAAAUCAGCAUCCAAGAUGACACCUCGUCACAAACAUCAAGUCAAGAAGAAAGUGAAGAUCCACCUGAUAGUCCAGUUAAUAAUCAUCCAAAAGAAGAAAACAGACAGACGGAUGAAGAGCGAAACUUAUAUCAAACAACAGAGCACACAAAUCAAGAAAAAGGCAAUCAAAAGUUACAACAAAAUGCUCAACAGCAGGAAAACAUUGUAGUUAAAAACAGUGAAAUUAGAGACAAAGAAAAAAAUCGUAGACGACAAAAUCGACUGAAUAAUGAUGGAGAAAACGAAGAUGAAUACUAUUAUGAAUAUUUACAUUAAUGCGCUUUACUUAAUAUCGUGUGUAAAAAAAGAUAAAUAAAAGUUAACACUUAUUAUUUGUAACCGAUCCAUGCAUGUAAGCAGGAAUAUACAAAAUGGAAUAAUGUUCAAAA
This is a messenger RNA of Agrilus planipennis (emerald ash borer), 1446 nucleotides long. Its product is annotated as myb-like protein X. Bases 362 to 1333 code for a protein of 323 amino acids. Lineage: Eukaryota; Metazoa; Arthropoda; Insecta; Coleoptera; Buprestidae. The transcript has 3 exons. The record is from RefSeq and is a predicted model, not a curated record.